This is a messenger RNA of Penaeus chinensis, 1735 nucleotides long. RefSeq names its product neurotrophin 1-like. The transcript is spliced from 7 exons. Bases 292 to 1047 code for a protein of 251 amino acids. Lineage: Eukaryota; Metazoa; Arthropoda; Malacostraca; Decapoda; Penaeidae. Gene Ontology annotation, biological process: central nervous system formation; regulation of Toll signaling pathway; innate immune response. Gene Ontology annotation, molecular function: Toll binding; growth factor activity. Gene Ontology annotation, cellular component: extracellular region. The record is from RefSeq and is a predicted model, not a curated record.
UCCAAGAACAAUGGCGGGCGGCGGCGUCGUGGAGGCGGCCGAGCGAAGCGACGCAAAUUCCCCGUCACUUACUCCCUUGGCCGCAACAGCGUUAGGUUGCGAGGAGAUUUCCUGAAGGAACCGCAGUGGGAUCUUUGCGACGGUGGAGAGCAGAAGCGCGAGGUGGAGAGCCGGGACAUCGCCGAAGGAAGUCUGUCGAGAGAAGCUUUCGGAGAGAUUCAUCUGUCGAGAGAAGUUCCCAUCUGUCGUGAGAAACUCCUCAACUUUUCAACAGACGCAACAAAAAAAAUAAUGCUGCCUGUGUAUGUCGUCGUGUUGGCGUGGGCGUGCGCGACCUCGGCUGACCCCCGCGCUGAUCCUGUGGCCAACCGCAACCCGCAGCCCACCAAGGUCGUCCUGGGUCAGUCAACCCCUGAGGAAGACACCAAGACAGCCCAUCUGACUGUACCCGGACCUGUAGGAGUUUCCCUUGGAGUGGGCGUGCCUGUCCCCCCCUUCCCAGUCGAGGUGCACGUGACCUCCCCCACCCGCCCUUUCGGUCUGCCAGGCCCGUCUCGACCCGGAUGCGGAGCCAGCGAGAAGUAUUGUCUCAUCAACAGCGAUUAUCCGCUGGACAAAGUCAACGCUAUCAUUGACCGGUACUACAACAAUGUACUCCAUCUGUACAACGACCUGUACCGCUUUCCUCCGCACGACAUUAUGUACCACGACAACCGCACACAUGGAUACAGGCACGGCGGUCACUUCGUCUGCGAGAGCGCCGUGCAGUACGUGAGGCCGGGCUGGGCGCAGAACAUCCGCGGCGAGUGGGUGGCUGUAAUUAACACAGAUAAAUACCCUCAGUCUGUCCGCGUCGAAAGCUGCAAAUACCAGGGCAAGCGUUGCGAGUUCCUCCCUCCGUGCUACAAGUCGAAGUGCCUCCAGCGAUACACCUACGUGAAGCUCCUGAGUGUCGACCCUUACCGCCCCGAGUACAAACCGACGGUGGACGUCUUCGAGAUUCCUUCGGCGUGUUCCUGCUUCGUCGAGGAUUUCAUCUAUUACUGAGGUGUUCUUGAUUGAUUGGCUUAUCUGUCGGGGAAGCGUUCUGUCUACGGUUCUGUUGAAGAGAUUCGUUUGGGUUUUUUUUUACGAGUGAAGUGUUUCUCUGAGGGUUUUGUUUACGAGUGAAGCGUUUCUCUGAGGGUUUUGUUUUCUAUUUCUGAAACUUCUCGUUAGGACUUUAUCUGGUACUGAAGCGUUUUAUCGAUGAGUUUAUCUUUUGGUGAAGAGUUUUGUUAAGGACUUAUUUUAUUACUGAAGCUGGUGUUAGCGAAGUGUUAGGUUAAAUUGGGAUGUAUUCUACUACAGAUAAAGCUUUCGUUGGGGAUUUUAACUACUUCUGAAGCGUUUCGUUAAGGACUCUGCCUACUGCUGAAGCGUCUCCUCCUGAACCUCCUAAGGAAUGAAGGAAUCCUUGAUGCUUUUCGUCUUAAUUCAAGCUUUUGUUGUUGUCGUUCUGCCGGGAGGGUCGUUGUAGCUAUAUAUGUUGUUGGUUGUUAUGGUUUUUGUUAGCAAUUAAUAGGUUCAGUUGGGAAGAUAUUUCUAUUUUUCUUAUCAUUUUUUUUAUGUUGCAUUAACUUGGGAUGUUAUUUUAUCAUUAUAUUUUUUAUCGGUUAAAAAGUUUUUGUUUUUUUGUUUUUUACUUGUUCUCAGUGUAGUGUUUGCAAAUAUUGAAUAAACAUUUUGUUUAAUA